This is a messenger RNA of Xyrichtys novacula (pearly razorfish), 24147 nucleotides long. Lineage: Eukaryota; Metazoa; Chordata; Actinopteri; Labriformes; Labridae. The record is from the annotation of a GenBank genome assembly.
AUGGCACAGCUGCUUGUACCUCCAGGUGUAGACAGCUUCCGCCCCUUUACUCGUGAGUCCCUCACAGCCAUCGAGAAACGGAUUGCCGAGGAGAAGGCCAAGAAGCCCAAAGAGGAAAAGAAAAAACGCAACGAUGACAAUGAGCCCAAGCCCAGACGUGACCUCGAGGCGGGCAAAUCGCUCCCUCUCCUGUACGGGGAUGUUCCCAAAGGCAUGGUGUCGACACCGCUGGAAGACCUGGACCCCUUCUACAGGAAUCAGAAAGUAGGUUAUUUCAUGCAGUCCAUGAGCGCUGAUACUGACUUUAAACUAUGCCUGUUGUUCUGACUAACAUUACUGAAGCUGAUUCCUGGUAAGAAAACAGGCCAUCCAAGCACAGCUAAACCUUGCACUAGUAUAAUCAUUAAUAUAUGAAAUGUUACUGGCUCCAUUAAAACUGUAAUGUGUCACGGAUCAUUGGGUUGCAGGACUUUCAGAGUAGUGACUGUCAAUGAAUGAAGUUGAUCCAAUCACGAUUCUGAUUACCCCCCAGCACUCAUGUCAUAACAUGUUUUAUUUAAUAUUGAUUUAAAAUUACAACCCAUAUUUAAAAAGACUGUGGACACUGUGUGGACAGUGAUAUGUCUAUCACUGGGUUGCAUCACCUCUUCUUUUAGCAACACUUUGUUAAAAUGUGGUAACCAAGGAGACCUGUGUCAGGAGUUCUUUUAGUGAAAUGUUUUCAUGUUUGGACUGUGGCUGCUGAACAGUUUGAGUCUCUUUUGUCAUAUUUUUUGUUUCAUAAUGCACCAAAUGUUUUCUUGUUGGGACUGCAAGCAGGCCAGUUCAGCACCUGGACUCUUCUGCUGCAGAGCCAUGCUGUUGUAAUAGUUGACGAAUGUGGUUUGGCAUUGUCACACUUAGAUAUGUCAGGUCUUCCUCUUUGUCGGGUUGUCUGCAGUGAGCUUGGGUCCAGAGAAGCUGCCAGCAAUCCUGGAUCACGUUUACAUACGGUCCCUGCUGUGCAUAGUGCAUUAUAACCUGCAUUAAUGGAUGCUACAGCAAACCAAGUUCACAGACAGUAGCUUUUGGAAAUGAUUUUUAGCCAAUGCAGUGAUUUCCACUGCAGAGUUAUGUAAUAUUUUCUGCCUUUGCACAGAGAUUUCAGUAGAUGAAUUGAGUCUUUUGAUGAUUUUUUGCUCUUUAGUUGAUUAAAUCCCCACAUUCUUUACAAGGAGGAGCAGUUUUCUAAAAAAAAUUUAGCUGUUCGCUCUCACAGUCUCACAGUGUGUUGAGGGUCUUCCCAUCUUUACGAAUGAGAGUUUCAGCCUCCCUGGAAUGGCCUUUUAUACACAGUCAUGUUACUAACCUGCUGCAAAUGGACCUAAUUAGUUUGUUAACAUUAAGAGAUGUUACUCAGAUGAUUUUCUAAGCAUAAGCUCACAUUUGUUUCCCUGUUUUAUGGCCACUAUCCCAACUUUUUUGAAACCUGUUGCUGUUAUUAAAGAUAAAAUGAACAGGUUUUCUUUUUCCAUAAAUGAAUAGAAUACUUAAUUUUUAACACCUGACAUGUUGUUUGGGAUGAAUAUAGCAUUUAAAUGACUUGCAAACCAUUAAAUUAAUUUUUUUUUAUUAUUUCACACAAGCCCAAUUAUUUUUUGGAAUUGGGCCUAUGCUCAUUCCUGACAUUUUGUGAACUUUAACUAACUUUACACUUCAAGUAAAUAGUAAAUAGUUGUUGUUACAUGAUGAUUAUCUGAAAAAGAUCCUCUAUUUAGGUUUUUUUGUCAUGAUAUCAAGUCAUAUGCACUACAUCUAGACUGCACUAGAGGUAAAUUCUAGUGCCAGUCCCUAAACAAAGAUCAUUUUACUGUCUAUAUUCGACCAUGCAUCACAUUUUUGUUAGCUGUACUUAAAUAGAAUAAUAAUGUUUCACUUACAUCCAUCUCUUUCUGUUAGACUUUCAUAGUGUUAAACAGAGGAAACAACAUCUUCCGCUUCAACGCCGCUCCUGCCUUGUACCUGCUGAGCCCUUUCAACCUUGUAAGAAGAAUAUCAAUGAAAAUUUUAGUACACUCAUAUCCUUUUCUAAAUGAGUAAAUCUUAUGAGCAUGCACCCUGUUUACUGUGUGCUAAUGCUUGAUUUGUGUUUACUGUGCUGUAACUAUGACGAGCGAAUGUUUGCAUUGCUGGGAUGAAACUAAUCAUAUUUACAAAGACCUUAGUUACCUUUCAAGAUUAGUGGCUUCCUUGACUACCGCCUGCAGAUUGUUCAGUGUGGUCAUCAUGUGUACUAUUCUUGUCAACUGUGUAUUUAUGACUCUGAGUCAGCAGCCAGUCUGGGCAAAGAAUGUGGAGUGAGUUUCUUCUUCAUUUUCACUUUUUUAUUAUGGGAUGUAUUUAUCACAAAUGUGCAACACUGUGUGCAUUUGUUCAUUGUUUGGUUAAACCACUUUGUUUUGCUUCCUUUAGGUACACAUUUACUGCAGUGUAUACCUUUGAGUCCCUGGUUAAGAUUUUAGCCCGAGGGUUUUGCAUAGGGAAGUUCACAUUUCUUAGAGAUCCCUGGAACUGGCUGGAUUUCAGCGUCAUUGUCAUGGCGUAAGUACCUCUGCCAUUUUCAAUAAUAACAAACAGCUGUUACAUGUGUCACCAAAAGGUUUCUUGCUGUGUAGCUCAUGUUGAAUAUGUUUAAAUUAUUAAAUGAGACAAGGUAAAAGUCUUUUUGUUCAUCCUCCUAUUUCAACAUGUAAGUGUAUGUCACUCAAUCUUUGUCAUUCUUCCCAUUUUUCUUCCAGGUAUGUGACAGAGUUCGUAAACCUGGGCAAUUUUUCAGCUCUUCGUACAUUUCGAGUGCUGAGAGCUUUUAAAGCCAUUUCAGUAAUCCCUGGUAAGCAGUUUCACCGAGUGUAUGGUAGUUUGACUAUUUACACGCUUGGUAAUCAAUAGUCCUCAGGCACAAAAACUAGAUCUAUUGUCCCUCAAUUACAUGAUUUUUGAAAACAUUAGUAAGCAAAGCUAUAUUAAGAUCUAAUCUGUUUACUCGGGCCUUUUUAACAGCCUUUACCUCUGUUUCUUGUAGCAGUAUAUUCAGUCAAACUACUGCUCCUCUCUACUAAAAUGAGACAUAAUGUUGUGCCAUCUUUUUACAGAGUGUUGCAUGGGCAACUACGAUGAGUGCUUGUACAUGGACUAGAGUAUUCUGGUUGUGAGCCUUAUCCUGGUUUUUGUCACAUUUGGGACAGGGCAUGUACAUACGCACACAGAAAUCUGGUUUUUCAUAUUCCUGCAUCCAUGAUAGAUGCGUGUAUUACUCCUAGAUGUAUCUUAUUGCACACGUACCAAUGAUGUUUAUUUAUCGCAAUAAAAUAAUUCGGUUUUUGCCUAUAUGUCACAAGGAUGAGGCUCACAGUCCACUUCAACAUCAUGAAACUUUUGAUGAAGAUUAAAAGGACAACUGCACCAAUUUGACACUUUUAAGUCAGUUAAGCCUAUAAAGCUCAACUGAUGUUGAGUAAAGCCUCCAGAGGUGGAUGGAUAAAAUAAAAUAAAAACAGCACAAGAAAGCAAGUUUAAUUUAAAGAAAAAUCUGUGGUUGUCAGGUAGGGACAAAGUAUGCUAAAUUGAACAAACUACUUUAUAUUUUUAACACCUUUCUUUAAUCUAGUGGCUUUUAUUACUACAUGAUACAUCCAAAUCAAAAUCUGCUUUUAGCUCUUUGGGAGCACAGUUAAUGAGGAAAAAAAAGCUUUUAGUGACUCUAGAGGGAAAUUGAUAAAAUUCAUCGAGUUAACGCUCAGAAUACAAUUUUUAAAAGUGGUUAAAGAUCAUUUAAAAGUAAAAAAUAAAUAAAAGCAUCUAAAUACUUCAAUUAGAAGAAUAUAUAUAUAAUAGAGAAUAAGAAAAUAAAAAAAAAUAUUCAUUCAAGUACUUCAUUUUUUCUUGUAGCUAAGGUGAGUGGUGUGCUUAGCUAACCACCAAAGGCAUGAAUUGGUUAACUUAACACUCUAAUAGAGCUCUCUGUAAGCUGUGUUGCAUUGCUGUUGCAUUGCAGGUGCCAUUUUUAAAAUAAUGAGAAGUAUUGGAAUAAAAAUAAAUGUUUUCCCUCACCUUCAGUUAAAAGGCCCAUUUGGAAACUUAGAAGGACUGCAAUACAAAAUGAAUGAAAUACUUAUUAAAAAAGACACCAGUGGCAUCACUUAGUAUGCCAAAGUAUGCCUGCUUUUAUAUUGGGGUAAUUAAUUCCUACUGUAUCUUGCAGGCCUGAAGACAAUCGUCGGUGCUCUGUUCCAGUCGGUGAAGAAGCUGGCUGAUGUGAUGAUCCUCACUGUCUUUUGUCUGAGUGUCUUUGCCCUCAUAGGGUUACAACUGUUUAUGGGCCAUUUGAAACAAAAGUGUGUAAGGACAAUAUAUAACACUACAUCAAAUGAGACUAAUAUAAAUGGAACAGAUGAGGAGAAGUUCGACUGGCUGAAAUAUGCAACAAAUAGGAGUGAGUAUUUGUAAGGAUCCUAUUUUACUUUGGUUUUGUAUAUUUAGUUGUUUUCGUUAAGGUCCUGUGUGACAAAGAUGAUUAAUGAGGCUUUAUAUAAUUGUAUUGUGCUGUAUGGAUCUACAGGAUUUAUUUCAGGGCCCUUUAUUGGAUGCAUUAUAGUUUAACCUUUUAUAAUCUUAUUGUAUUUAUUAUAAUUCAGCACCUAUCUCUUCUUACAAAUCAGCCCAGAUAAUAAAACUUGUCCUUCUUUCCCAUCAGGUAAUCAUUAUAUCCUUCCAGGCAAACGAGAUCCAUUGCUUUGUGGGAACAGCAGUGAAGCUGGGUAAGCUUGUUACCCCGCUACAAGAUGGUUGUAUAUGUUAUAGAAUAAACUCAAUUCUAACAUGAUACAUCUGUUUUUGUAUCAAGAUGGACGUAGGUAGUUCUCUGUCUGAGCCUCACAAUUUCUCCAUUUGAUGCAGGCAGUGUCCAGAGGGGUACAGUUGCAUCCAAGUGGGAAAAAACCCAGACUAUAAUUACACCAGCUUUGAUUCUUUUGGUUGGGCCUUUCUCUCUCUGUUCAGGCUGAUGACUCAGGAUUACUGGGAAAAUCUUUACCAGCAGGUACGACAUGGAAACCUGUCUGAACAUUUCCACAAACAUGAUGCAUCUUUGCACACUUUCAGUAAACAAGGUUAUUUUUGGAGGUAGUGCUCUGAUUUGUGUUAAUAAUGAAAUGUGUUCCGGUAAAACAACCUACAGACAGAGAAAAGGAGUGAAUUUAUCCAAGGACUAAUAGUUGACAAACAUACUUUUUGAACAUGGAUUACUCUCUUGUUAUGUGUCCUUUUUUGUUGAUCAUUUUAAAGCUCCUGUGAGGAACUUUUGAUUUGUAAUGAUGUUGGCGCUUCCUGUGGAUAAAGCAGUCUCUGCUGAUAUUGUCCCUUAAAUGCUAAGGAAGCCUUUUCUGACCAAAAUUCUCAUCCUGCUGACAUCAGAUGGUCAAGUGUAUCACUUUUUGAAGAUCUUAUGUGGUGAAUAUAAAGAAGGACCUUUUUCUUCAGUGGCUCCACUGGCACCUACCCCCUUUGGGCCAAUUUCAGGAAUUCAAAAUUACAGUAUACAACGUUUCAGUGUUGUUGCUGAUAGUCUUAUUUGCUUUGAUAUACCAUAGAAAGGUAUGCAUUUAAAUUUCAGGCUAUUUCAUAAAUGCCAAAGAGCUCCAUAUAGGAGCUUUAAAGGUGCUCUACAUUGUUGGUUUGUUGGUUAAGCCAGGGGUGUGACACUGAGUAGCCUCUAACUCCAGAAACGUGAUGGUACUUGUGUGUUUAUUGGGUUUUGUUAAAUUCCUUAGUAAAACCAUCUUUAUCAGUAACUGCUUCAUUAGUCCACAAUUUCCUGUGUAGCUCAGAUUUUUUUUCAUAAUAUGACCUUAAAAGUCAUUCUGGGUUUUCCUCAGUGACCCUGUAUGGAGAACAGAUUUGGUUGCUGGUUGAUUGAUGUUGGAGUGUUGCUGCAUUUGCACUCCUUCUGUAAAUACAUAUUCAGGCGGGGAAUGCUGUUCUGAGGCAGAGCUCAUACAAAGAUAGAGCAUUCUCACAUUACAAUAUUGUCAUUAGUGAUGUUCAAACAAACCUCUGAAUGAAGCACAGGUGCAUCUUGGCCAGAAGGAACAAAGAUGAGUCCUACUCAGGUAAACACAGCUUGAAUAGCCCCAGAGGCAAAAAGCUGUCGACUGAAUAGAGCAGGUUAACAUCGUGGUAUCAAUGAGUAAAGCAAACACUAACACUGUAAAGCUCCCACUUCUGUAGGAUAGUAUUACAUGUUCUGGCACUUUGAACAAGCUUGACUAUGCAAUGGUGACUUCAUCAUAUUCUGGUUUUGCUGGCAUGAAUCAUGAUAGUAUAAAUUAUUGUUGUUGUUUUUUUAAUCUUUUCUGUACAUGGCACAAUUUUAAAGUGUUUGUUCCUACCUACAGACGCUGCGGGUAUCUGGAAAGCCCUACAUGAUCUUUUUUGUGCUGGUGAUUUUCCUCGGCUCCUUUUACCUGGUCAACCUGAUCCUGGCUGUAGUGGCGAUGGCCUAUGAGGAGCAGAGCCAGGCCACCUUAAAGGAGGAGGAGGAGAAGGAGAGGGAGUAUCAAGCUAUGAUUGAGCAAUUGAAACGGCAGCAGGAGGAAGCCCAGGUACAGAGUACUACCAAGAUUUAUGUAUAGCUCACUGUUUAACCAUUACUGCAGCAAAUACUUACAUACAAAGACUGAUUCCAAUCAAGCUGAGGAGGAUAUUAGAGUUUUUUGUGGAGGGUUCCUGGAUUUUUAAAUCUGUAAUAUGAAUAUGGUUUCAAACUUUAGCUAAUUACAAGGUCAGUGUUUAUCAACAUGCUGAUGUUAUGAUCAUGGCUCUUUUACAUAGUGUAUUUGUAUGAAUAUCUGGAACAACCAGCAAACCAGUUAUGUAGUACAUGUCCCUACGGCCAUUGUGGAUAAAGAAGACAUGCUCAGAUCACUUACAUAAAUAACAAUUCAAUGAUCAUAAUGUAAAAAGCUCCAUUGGAAAUAACAGUUCUAAUUAGGGAGCAUUAUUUUGUUAUCAUCGGAAGCAGUAUAUUAUCUCAGUAUCUAAAACUUUAAGCACCAAAAGUGAAAGUAUACAUGUCUGAAAACUGUUAUGAGUGUUGCACUUUAAAGAUACCUUUCACUGCAGCUGAGGUACCAUAUUUGGGUUCUCCAGGCAGAGGCGUUUCCAGAGGGGUAGCCAGGGGUGGCACAAGCCCCUUUUAAAAUCUGAUCAGCCAUGCCUGGUGCCACUCCAAACUGUGACUGGCUAUUUGCCUUAAUAGAGGCAGGACUUAGAUCAAAAUCAACUAUUUUGGCUAUGUUGUAAACAGGCUGCAGUGUAGUUACCAUUACUUAAAUAUAGCACAUUUCCUUUUUUGGUACAUUAAGUUGAAACAAUCGUACUUUGCACAUCUAUCUCAUAAGAUGCAUACACAGGGGAACAUUGUAAAGAAACCCCUGCACUGUAUGUCAAAAAUGCAUUUAACUGUAAUUAUUACAAAUCAGUGAGGUAAAUUUGUCUGUUCUGUGAAGAGAAUGCAAAUAUUAAAUUGUGAAUUGAAGCUACUUAAAUUAAAAAAAUAGUAAAUUAGUUCUCCAUUGACUGAAAUACUUCUCGGACAUAAAAUCAGCAAAACAAUACAACGAUCUCUGUGAUUUAUUUCACCUCUGCCAUUUUUACUCAUCUAGGCAGCAGCGUCUGCAGCAGCUGCAGAAGGUGAGGGGAUCGAUGACAAAGGCAGAGGCACUGAGAGCUCAUCUGGCACCUCCAAGCUCAGCUCCAAAAGUGCCAAAGAGAGACGCAACAGGCGGAAGAAAAGGAAAGAAGAGGAGGGCAAAGGCACAGAUGAGAAACUCCCCAAAUCAGAGUCCCAGGACAGUAUAAAGAAAGCUCGCUGCCGCUUCUCUGUGGAUGCCAACCCGCUCAACUAUGACAUGAAAUGGUCAACUGCCCAUCAGGUUCAGUACAGUCUGUCAAGACUGAUUCAAAUAAAAAACCUAAACAUCCACACUUUGUUUUCAGUUCCCAUGAGAAUACAGUGGCAUAACACCCACUGUAUGUUUUAUACUUAUCAGAGGGGAACCAAAACUGAAAAAUCACUGCCCCUAAACUUUUUGUUGAAUUGUGUAUCACAGUGUGUUGCAAUGUUUUAUAAAGGUUAAGAGGAGCUACUGGCUAUUCUCAAUUAAUGUGGAGGAGUCAGGCUGAGUAAUAGCAGAGAAUCAAAUGGAUCAGAGAGGGAUAAAAACAUUAAUCUAUUGGAAUUACAGAGAGCUUGAGAUAACAUCAAUGGCCUGGUGGUGUUUUGUAAGACUGUAUGUGUGUUUCACUGGUUAGCAGAAACAGUCGCCAACUACCAUGAGUGAAUGAGUGGUUAAGAUAUGUUGUGAUCGCUCUCAUGUCAUGGUCAGGCAGUAAAAUGCAAAGCUUGAAUGUCAUCACCAUCAUCAUCAUCACCAUCAUCAUCUUGUUCAUCAUCUUCAUCAUCACCAUUCCCACCAUCAUCAUCACUAUCAUCAUCAAUAUCACCAUCUUAUCAUCACAUCCCCAUCAUCAUCAUCAUCAUCAUCAUCAUCGUCAUCAUCAUCAUCAUUAUCACUAUCAUCAUAAUUAUCAUCUUCAUUAUCACCAUCACUGUUGUCAGCAUCUUAAUAAUUACCAACCCCCAUCAUCAUUAUCAUUAUCUUCAUCUUCAUCAUCAUCAUCACCAUCCCUAUGAUCAUUAUCAUGAUCAUCAUCACAUCCCCAUCAUCAUCAUCACCAUGAUUGUAAUCAUGAUGACCAUCAUUAUCAUGAUUAUCAUCACAUCCCCAUCAUCAUCAUCACCAUGAUUGUAAUCAUGAUCACCAUCAUUAUCAUGAUCAUCAUCACCAUCAUCAUCAUCAUCAUCAUCAUCAUCAUCAUCUUUUUUAUCAUUAUUAUCAUCUUCAUUAUCACCAUCACUGUUGUCAGCAUCUUCACCAUUACCAUCCCCCAUCAUCAUCAUUAUCAUCAUCACAUCAUCAUCAUCAAGAUUAUAAUCAUCAUCAUUAUCCCUAUCAUCAUUAUCAUGAUCAUUAUCACUAUCAUCAUCUUUAUCAUCAUCAUCAUCAUCAUCAUCAUCAUCAUCAUCAUCAUCAUCAUCAUUUAUACCAUUAUUACCAUCAUUAUCAUUAUAUUCAUUAACAGUAACUUGACCAUCCUCAUCACUUAUCAUCAUCAUCAUCAUCAUCAUCAUCGUCAUCAUCAUCAUCAUCUUCAGUGUGAUUAUCAUUCUUUUAUCAGCUCUUUGUUGUCAACAUUCUGGCAUCGAUAUGAUAGUCAUUAUCUUCAUCGAUAAGAAGAACCUCAUUAUUUUCUUUUUCCUCUAUUGUUACUGUAAGCUAUAUAUUUAAAUCAUCAGCAUAUUUUUCAGUAUCACUUGAUAACCUUUCUUUAUCUCCUGAAAUUAUAUAUGCCAUCAUAUCCAACACCAUAGCCCUUUUUUUCUUGUCCAUCAUGGUUCUUCUCAUCCUUGCAUCCACCUUUUCUUUACAGAUCCCCUGGAAUACGGAGCAGCAACUUUAUGGCCAUAAUCAUUAUCAUAAUCAUUAUAGUGUCACAAUGCCACAUUUUUUUCUUCCCACCACAAAAAGACUUUUAUUUCCAUUCAUAAAUGACAACUGUUAUCAUCUCUACUUCUUUUCAUAACAUCUGUGAGGUUUUCACUGAAGAAGUUCUUUCUUUCUCAGUCCUUUCUGAGUUUUCGUGGGCCCCUGUUUUCACCCAGACGGAACAGCAGAACCAGCAAUUUCAGUUUCCGAAGCCAGGCGCAGGACAUGGGCUCAGAAAAUGAAUUUGCAGAUGAUGAGAACAGCAUUUUUGAAGACAACCUGAGUCGGAGAGGCUCUUUCUUUUUUCCCAACCGUUGCCGGGAGCAACGUGGCAGCAGUGUGAGCCAGGGCAGCCACUUUUCCCAGCUCUUACUUCAACCCAAUGGAAUCAAACACAGCUCAGUAGACCGUAAUGGGGUUGUGUCUCUGGUGGGAUGGAAUUCACUCCCAUCUUCACCUGUGGGGCUCCUUCUGCCCAAAGUGACGGUAGAUAUGGCCUCCACUAGAGACAAUGUAAGAAAAGGGUGCCCAGUACAGACCGCCCCUUUUAUUUGCCUUUAGCUUUUUUCUUUUUUCUUCAUCUUAGUUUUCCACUGGCUGUGUUUCUUAUGUUGAAAUUUGAAGACCAUAUCAGUGAUUCAUUAUAAUUUGAAUUAUGUUAUAAACUUUUCCAUAUUAAUCUGUAAGCAUGUUUUUGCCUGACAAUGACUGAUUAACUCAGUACAGCCUUUAGAUUGCACGAUUGUGCAAAACUAUUUUUCAGCUAAGAUUUAUUUGACUUCAUAUUUGUUUUGUUUUGCUUUGUGACCGUGUAUUUCCAAGCACGUCCUCAUGCUACCAUGCAUUUAUACAUCACAAAGUUGCAGAUCACAAGCAUGUUUUUGCUUUGAUGACUUUAUUAGACUCUAAGAACAUUCAUUUGCAAACACUGUGAAUGAUAUUCUGAUUUAUUUCAUUACUUUCAUGUGCCAAAAUAAUUGUCUCAUGUUGGGUUAAGGCAAUUUCAAAGAGCCAUUUUUCGCUAAAUGCUAAUGUUGCCAUGCUAGCAUAGUGACAAAGGUAAGAUAGCGUCCUUAAAAUAGUCCAAGUUAAGCACAGUUUACAUAAAACAGCUUAGCACUCAAUCACAGGGUUAAUUUACAGAGUGUGGCACGCGUUAGCAGAGCCAGCACCUCAAUCAUGGGUCCUCCUUACAAGUUCAUGUCUGAAUGCUUGUGCUGGUCAUGCAAUGUCUGGUCAAGAAGUCAUAUACCACUUAAGCAUUCCCAUUUUUGGAUCAACAUACUGCCAAUCCAUACUGCACUGCAAGAUGCUAACUGUGACUUCUGCUUGUUUACAGUCAGGUACUGCCACCAACUCAAUCAACACCUGUGCCAGCAUUGAUAGAGAUUAAUGUUUACCAUGUUCACCAUCAUAAAUUAGCAUUUUAGUAAGCCCUACGUCCCAAGAUCCGAUAAUUCCUAAUUAGGUGCUGAUGCAUAUCAGUUUUGAGCAACCACUUGCCACGCUAAAACAAUGCACCAUGCUUGUGAUAUUUCAUGUCUGUUUACAUGCUAACCACUGUCUUCAAGUCUACUGUUCUUUUAGCCAAUGGAGAAAAGAAACUUAAAUGCACAGCAAAUCACAGUUUAGUCAUGAUUUCCUUGUCAGUGUCAGUCAAAUUUGGUGUAUUGAAUCCAUUCUAUGAGUAUAAUAUCCAUCUGGGAUUUAUGUCAGUUCAUCCAAAAGCUGUUGUCAUAUUUUGCAAAAAAAAAGAAAAAAAAAAUGCAGUAAGGUCAGAAGAUUAAAAAACAGAUUAAGCUGACUUCUACCAGAGCGCCAUAGUGGUUACAAUUAUGACGUAGAACUUAAUAGCAGAAUUCUUUGAAGAAUUGAAAUGCAUCUUCCUCGUACACUUGGCUCUCUGCUUUUUUUCAUGUGAAUGUUUUCUUUUACAAUAAUAGAAAUAUGUAGCUGCUACAGUCAUGCUAAUAUGUAACUUACUUACCCCAGCACAGUUGCAUCUGUAACAAUGCUUUCUAUCCUCAGGCUGACACUACCGACACAGAUGGAGGGACAAACCCAGAGUGUGUGGACUUCCUCAAGGGCCCAGAGACCCGGCAGAGAACUCAAAGUGUUGCUAGUGUUAUCACUAGCACAGUGGAGGGUAGGUAUUUUGCACCAUGGCAUACAUAUCAGAUCUUCAUUUAAUGAGUCAUUUAUUGUAAAACCAUACAUCUCACAUAAAUUGUGAUUAUUUGCCGUGUCUCAUGAAUAUCAGAGCUUGAAGAGUCAAGGCAGAAGUGUCCGCCCUGCUGGUAUAGUUUUGCUCACACCUUCCUAAUCUGGAAAUGCUGUCCAGCAUGGCUGAAGAUCAAGAAGGUGAUCCAUCUGAUAGUGAUGGAUCCGUUUGCCGACCUAGCCAUCACUAUCUGCAUUGCUCUCAACACAUUAUUCAUGGCUAUGGAGCAUCAACCAAUGGAUCAAGAUUUCUCCGACAUGCUGACUGUGGGCAAUCAGGUGAGAAGACGGUAGACUACAGAGAAAUUAUAUGGAUAUUUGGACAUAAAAAAAAAUAAUAAUAAAUCUGUUAUUUCUCAUCCAAAUACAGGUUUUUACAGGGAUCUUCACAGCAGAAAUGGUCCUUAAGAUCAUUGCUAUGGACCCGUACUAUUAUUUCCAGGAGGGAUGGAAUAUUUUUGAUGCAAUUAUCGUCAGUUUAAGCAUUAUGGAGCUUUUUCUUGAAAGCGUAGGCGGCAUGUCUGUCCUGAGAUCAUUCAGAUUGGUAAUUCUCAAUACAUGAGUCAUUUUCAACAUGUUCAGUCAUGUUUUAAUUGAAGAAUCAUGUGAAUUAACUUCUUUUUUCAUUAUUAUUAUUUACAGCUGAGAGUUUUCAAGCUGGCUAAAUCCUGGCCCACUCUUAACACUCUUAUCAAAAUUAUCGGUAAUUCAGUUGGAGCUCUGGGCAAUUUGACACUGGUGCUGGCCAUCAUCGUGUUCAUCUUUGCUGUGGUGGGCAUGCAGCUCUUUGGAAAGAACUACAAGGACUGUGUGUGUAAAAUCUCAGUCGAUUGCACGCUACCUCGUUGGCACAUGAGUGACUUCUUCCAUUCAUUCCUCAUUGUGUUCCGAGUGCUUUGUGGAGAGUGGAUAGAGACCAUGUGGGACUGUAUGGAGGUGUCCGGGACUACCAUGUGCAUCAUUGUGUACAUGAUGGUCAUGGUUAUUGGAAACCUUGUGGUACAUUAUCAUGAGUGCAACUUGUUCAACACUUAUGCCUCUUUAUAAAUACAUCUUUUUGUUGAUGCAAUCAUAAACAAAGUCGUGUCUUUAUCUGUCAGGUGCUGAAUCUGUUCCUGGCUCUGCUGCUGAGUUCAUUUAGUGCUGACAAGUUUCAACCCGAUGAAGAUGAAGGCGAGAACAACUUGCAGAUUGCCAUUCAACGGAUACAGAAAGGUGUCACCUAUGCCAAAUCUGUGGUGCGAAGUAAAUACAGCCGUUUCUGUCUCAGGGAUAAGAAGAAAGGAAAGGGUGAGGACAAAUCACUGGAGGAGCUACAUAAAUCUUCAGGGCCAAACGGAGUCCCCAACCAUACCAUCAAAGAAUUUACCAAGAGUGGAAAUGGGGAUGUUACUGGGGUAGACAAAAACGGAGACAAGUACAUAGUGAACAGCAUGAGUGACGACUCGAUAAUGUCUUUCAUCAACAAUCCCAGCCUGACUGUAACGGUUCCAAUCGCCUUGGGCGAGUCAGACUUUGAAAACCUGAACACUGAGGACUUCAGCAGCCUUUCGUCAGAUGCAAUAGUAUGCCGUGUGGUAAGGACGCUCCUUAAGUUCACUAAAUCGGAAACAGUCUAGCAUGUAUGAUUUAGGGAUUCAAGCAUCAGCUGUGGUUUGUGGUGGUCAUGUCUGUUGUUGUUUGAAAGUGAUAUGAUCUGUUGAAGCACUCUGUCCAUCCAAUCCACAGCAAUAAGAAAUGAGCAUGUGAUGUCUCGUUACCCCCUAAAGAUCCUGUACGUCAUGACCCUUCUGAACAUAGAGGGGCUAUAUAGACAGGAAAAUACCAGCCUGUAGAUUACAUUAUGUACCAUUUAAGUCUGAGUGCUUCAAAGCUAAAUCCUCCCCACAUAGGGACCCGGAUGCUUCUGGAUGAAGAAGAGCUUACAGUGGAAAAGAAACACUGAUUUUUUUAAAAAGUUCACACUUUUGGGUAGAUAAUUUACUUUUUAUAUUUAUGCUGCAAUUUUUUUUUAUUUACUGUAAGUUUUGAAUAGAUUUCCUAAGACUGAAUUCUAUAAGCAGGUUUGCAAUUUGUCAUACUUAAAGUUAAGACGGCUUAAAAAAAACCUUAUAACAGUUAUUUUUGAUCACCAACCUCGAUAUUUUAUUUUGGAGGGCCCAAAAGAUCCAAAAUAGGAAAACUUAUACUGUGUGAGAACAUACAUAAUAACCUGUUUCUACACAAGUUAUUGUUGUUGUUGGAACAAGUUUCUUAUGUGUGCAUUUUAAUGAUCUUUUGGGAAAAAAUAAUUUUCUCCUUCACACAAGUUGAUAUAUUGUGUAUAACAGUACGCAGUAUAACAGAUUUUACUUUUGGGUCUUUAGUGGCUUUGCAGUGGUUUUAAUUCUGCAAGUGAUUUAAUAAUCCAAUCUCUUAAUAUGUUCUAAGAACAUUAAGCAAUAUCACAUUACUUUUUCCCCUAUGAGAUAAUGUGGUUUAUUUAUUAUAUGAUUUAAUAAAUCCUUGUGUGAUUUUCAACAAAAUCCUGAGUUGAUUAUAUACCCUUGAAAAAACAAUAAAACAAUGCUCUCUAUCAGUGUAUUUCCUAACUAGGAGAACAAUCCAACCACCCACUGACUGUAGUGCUCCCAGUGUUUUCUCAGUAACAUGCUUACUUCAUUCCCUGCACUGCAUUAGCUGGUCCCAGGGCAGCGAGUGCUCCUGUAUUCUCCAGGAAGACAUUCAGUCUGUUCUCAUCUUCCAGCUAUUAGGAGACACACCCUAGAAAGCUGUGUAACAACAGGCUGAAGUAGAGACCAUGUUGAUACUGUACAUCUCUGUCAGGCCUCAAAUCUUUUGCAGCUUCUGCCCUCUUCAUUUGGCUUUGUAUUUGAAAGGACUGCAUGAAACAAGUGCUGAGCGUAUUUUGUUUGUCUCUUGCAAACAGUCAACGUAAAGGAUGGGUCAUCCUUGCUGGACUAUCAUAGUAUUCUCUCGUCUUUGCACUCCUGUUCAAGAAUACUUUAAUAACAGAUACAAACACAGAAGGAUAGUGGCUAAUUAGUAUCAGUACCUGGUUUGAGGAUCAGAAAAAAGCAGAACCAUAACUUCAACUCCUUUCAUACCUCCUAUUACCCUGGCUCUGUCAUUAUUGUCCGUCUAAUGAGAGUGUCCUAAUGUUUGGUGUGCCAUUUAGGCUGCAGGAACAGGACACGCAGAUGACAUUUGCUUAAUUUAAUCACAGCAAAAAGUGAUUAUUGAUUAAGCCAAUAUGAAUCAGACUAAAGUAGUGCUUCUUGUGAGGCCAUUCCCAUUAAAAGCCUUCAGUCAAAGCAGCAGACCUCUGCUCUGAUCAGGGAAAUGUCCAGACUUCAGCAGGGUUGGUCUGAGACCUUCUUGUUUUUGAUUGGCUUUGGUUUUACUGCUAGUUUCCAAUUGUCGCUAAGUGUUUGACUUUUUGUGUAUGAAAAAGCAUGAAAGUGUGAUGAUUGAUGUGUUAGACAUGUCUGUCCUUUAAAUUUGCUAUGGUUCUAUAAUAUUUGCUCACUGCAGACUGGUUUUGCUCUGCUCCUUCUGCAGCAAGUAGAAGAUGAUGGCCAGUUUAGCUCCUCUGAGGGCAGCACGGUAGAUGGUAUGGCAAAUGGAGAAGGAGAGUCAGUAGACUCUGAAAUGGAAGAAGCAAUGGAGCCUGAUUCUUGCUUUCCUGAAGGUACCUGUAAAACUUCUACCACCUUAGAUAAUCUUGGUGUUGAUCAGAUACGCCCUUAUAAAACUCCCUCAUUCCCCUGUCUCUGCUUAGGCUGUAUACAAAAGUACAAGUGCUGCCAAGUAAAUGUGGAAGUGGGUCGGUGGAAGAUGUGGUGGACUCUAAGAAAGACCUGUUUCCGGAUAGUGGAGCACAACUGGUUUGAGAGCUUCAUCAUCUUCAUGAUAUUGCUCAGCAGUGGAGCGCUGGUAAGUGAGUGGGAUGAAAAAAAUGUCUCCUAUUUGACUCUACUACACUCAUAUAUUUGCAAACUGUAUUCAACAUUCUCUAUUGAGCAUUUGUAUUUUUCAUCUACUCAACAUCCAGGCAUUUGAAGAUGUCUACAUUGAAAGACGGAAGACCAUCAAAGUAGUGUUAGAGUUUGCAGACAAAAUCUUCACCUACAUCUUCAUCCUGGAGAUGUUACUGAAGUGGGUGGCGUAUGGAUUUGCCAAGUAUUUCACAAAUGCCUGGUGCUGGCUGGACUUCCUUAUAGUUGAUGUAAGUAAAAUCGCUUAACCUACACAUAAAUUCAUGUGCACUUAUAUUUUGAAACAGUUUUUAAACUUCAUUUUUAUGAACCUGAUUCCAAAAAAGUUGGUACACUGUGCAAAAUAUUGAUCAAAAAAUAGAAAAUUAAUAGUUUGCAAAUCAUUUCAACCCUGUAUGUAUAUAGUCCAAAUACAACAUAUAUGUUUAACUUUUUUUGGAAAUAAAUGCUCCUUUAAAGUUGAUGCAAGCAACAUAUUUCAAAAAGUUGAGACGAGGGAAUGUUAACUAUCUUAUACCUUAAAGGGAUAAUAUCAGCGUAAGUUUAAGUCAUCAUCAAACACACCGUAACACCCCCUUGAGAGAUGAAUGUUGCCGACCGCUUGCUUCUCUAGUUACACCAACUUUAGCAAAGACUGCAAAAUAGCAAUACACAGCAGUCUUUGUCUCCAUGUGCAAUUACUGCAAUCACAGAGUGCAGCAGAAAAUUUAUGAUCAUUUCUUCAUGGAAAUACAAUCAGACCGAGACACUAAUGCAGAAGAACUACUGCGUCUGCAUUGCAAAAUGAUUGAUAUGAUGAUUAUAGUAUUAUGGCUGGGACCGUAUAUGUACUGUUGGUGAAGUUACAUGCUGUUCUGAGCAUUAUUUGUGACUAUAGAGUGGCUUUUUGUUGAGGUUUGCGUCUGGAGAUGUGGACCGCGGUGUAUUGCUAUUGUGCAGUCAUUGCUAAAGUGGGGGGGGGGGGGGGCGUCUAACUCACUAUUACAGUGUGUUUGACCUUACACCGUAAUAUCCCUUUAAAAACAACUUUCUUGAGCUUUGGUAAAAUGUUGUUAUAUUUGUGCCUCAUGUAGGAUUUCAGCCACUUCAAAGUUCACACAACACGCAUGGAUAUGACCGCAUCUUUUUCAUAAAACAGUAAAAUUUUCCAGUUUCACCAUCUGAUAUGUUGUCUUUGCACUAUUUUAAUACUGUUUGCAGUAUUAAUUCUGUAUUAUUUAAUACUGAACUUCAAAUGUUUUUCAACCCAUCAGUUUGUGUUCUUUUCAACACUUUAUGCAGCAUCCAAACUUCAUGGGGUUGUGUUGUAAAUUUAAGGACUGAUCAAAAUAGUUUCUCGGGGUAUUAUGCUUCCUCGCUCACGCCCCUAUCUAUCUAUGUUUGAUUGUGAUUUAGGUCUCACUCGUCAGUUUGGUGGCGAACUCCAUGAACUAUUCUGAUCUUGGUCCCAUCAAGUCUCUGAGAACCCUGCGAGCUCUGAGACCCCUUAGAGCUCUAUCACGGUUCGAAGGCAUGAGGGUAAGAAUCUCAAUCACUGAGUGCUGUCUUACACUGUUUACCAUAAUGUGAAGGGAACAGCCAUGCUGCUGUCAAAAAAGCUUGUAGACUGUUGAGUUGAUACCCCAGAAAUUGUUGCAUGUACAUGAAGCAUUCCUUCUCUUCCCCAAUACUCUUCUCCAGCUGUUACUUUGGGCUUUGCAUUUUUAAUGACGAGUCUCUUUUAAUUUAUUAUCCUUAUUAUUAAUAACAUAGAGUCACAUUUUAGGGAAAAUCCUCAUGCACUUUCCAAGUGUUUGAUAAAAGACUGUUCACUCUUCAAAUCUGUUCAUUGCUAGUGUAACAGGGUAAAAAACAGAUCUGUCUUUAAGGUAAAGAAAGUUUCACUACUUAACCCCUAAAAAGUGUACAGAAACAACUGGCCUUGUCUCACAUGUUAAAUCCCACAAAGCAAAGUGCUGAGGCAAGAGAGUGAGUUUUUCUGUCUGAGUGACCCAGUGUUCAUUUUUUUACUUCCAGCACCUACACUGUGUAGAAAUCAGCUGUACUUGCAGCCCUGGGUGUGUUAGCAUUUGGUGGAGCAUUGCUAGAAUGAAUGUGCCAUAGAUUAACAAAGACCUGGUCUAAAGUCAAUGGCACAGUAAUUUCCUGCUAUUUAAAGGUCACAUCAUUAAAAUAGAAAGAUGAACUAGCUAAGUCUGGUCCACAUCACACUUCCACUUAGCUUGCCAUGCACACAUGUUUAAAAUCGGUGCAUCUUCUGAUAGUCAACUUUACACUGAUUGUACAGAGGACUAGGAUACAUGAGGACCUGCUUCCUAGUGCCUCCUCUUUGGCUUGCUCCACCCCAGGUAGAUUCCAGCUCAAGCUCUGCAGUCUGCACAUGCCAAAGCUCUAACCCUCGUAUGAACUUUCUUUUGGGCUUUCUCUUUUAUCUGCAGAAAAACACAGACACAUUCAAAAAUCAAGUGCUAGUGGUGCUCCAACAGAUUAACUCCCCAAUCAGGCCAUAUUUAUGCAUUUCAAGAAAACAGUACUAUAAGAAUUGAAAUGGCAAAUACAAAUGAUCCCAGACAGAGCUACACAGUUACACAGAAACUGCAUAUUGCUUACUUGGGAUGAUAGAAAGACUGUUUAAACCUUCCUUGCACAAGAAGACCCCUCAAGACAGACCGGAUCUGCAUCUGGUGCAACUAUUAUUUCAGAUUUUAGGGUACUUUUCCCUGCAGAGAAUCUGCCUGUUAUAAUAUUUAUCUAGUCGCCAGAGGUUUUACAAAAGUAAAGCCAGUAUACUCCUUGAAGUGUGUGCUGAGGUAUUACCCCAGUGACAGUCUUGGAGCCAGCAUCACGAGCACUGACUAAAGAUGUCUCAGGUUGGCACAGCCUGCUGUAACAGAUGCUCAAAGCUUUGGAAAAUUCACUAACUCUUCUAAGGGUUUUACAUUUAGAUUUAGUCGUCCUACCCUGAUCUGCUAAUAUGGUGCAUGGAUAGACCCAGGAGCCACAUUCCUAACAGAGCUGUCAAUCAUGUUGCACAACUUCUAUAAAUUGAGUACUUUGACAUGAAUCAGCAUCGUCAUUUUCUUGUCUUUAUGCUUGACUAAGACAAUUAAACCCCAGGUCCAGAUUCAUAAUUCACUGACUAAACUGCCCCUUUCAUUUGAAACAUGAAAGUGCAAGAGCUUUUUUCCAUAUUUUCAAACUUUUCUACUGUGUUUUUCUUUACAUAAAUAGAAUCACGUUUCUUAUAUAUAGUGUUUUCCUUGUGCAAUGUGGGCAUGGUUAAAACACGGUUUGAUGGCUUACAUAACUGCGAGGGGAGCAUUGCCGGCUGCUAAAAAUCAAUGUAGCAUGUAUUGAUUAGUCACUUUCAUGUUGUGGUGGUCUAGAUUUACUGCACUGUGAAGAUGAUGUCUUUCCUCACGUGGUAGCCAGUGUGUGUUCCCUCAUUUGCAUGUGUAUUUUUAGUACCGCAGUAGUUUCCUGUUCAAUUUCACUGUGUUUGAUAUUGUUUUCUGGGUUCUUUAACAUGAUCUCUUCAUGUUUUAUUUAUGUUUCUGUUUACAGUAAGCAAAAUUUGUGGUGUCAUCCCGCCUCUACAAGGUGUUCUGUUUCAAUGACUUUUUUUUAAAGCAUACUCUUAGACAAAUUUCACUUUUUCCUUGCCUCUUUUCCCAAUUCUUUUCCUUACCCAUGCAAUUAUAUAUGUGUUUGAGCUCUGGUGUUAGUCAUAGCUGUGUGGAGUUUAUGGCUCUUAAACAUUUACUCUUGUGUUUUCCUGUUCUUACCAUCGCCACAGUGUACAGUGUUUUCCGUGGUUUCUACGGUCAGUGUUCUCUUCCUGUUGUAAAGAUGGGUCAUGUUUUUGAUGUGUUGGUGUGUAGGUGGUCGUCAACGCCCUGCUGGGAGCCAUUCCUUCCAUUUUCAAUGUGCUGCUGGUUUGUCUCAUCUUCUGGCUCAUCUUCAGCAUCAUGGGAGUCAAUCUAUUUGCUGGGAAGUUCUACCGUUGUGUCAAUACAACUACAGAUGAACUUUUCCCCACAUCAAUUGUGAAAAAUGAGUCAGACUGUCGUAGGCAGCCCGAUAGUCGCUGGAAGAACGUCAAAGUCAACUUUGACAAUGUUGGCUUUGGCUACCUUGCACUGCUUCAAGUGGUAAGUGACUGAAAAAUAUGCUGUACAAUGUGUAUCACGUUUUGGUAAAAAAUGGAGGCAAGGUUGGAAAGAUUAAUUGGUAUCUUGAUUUUACUUAAAUUUGUGUACAGGCCACAUUCAAGGGUUGGAUGGACAUCAUGUAUGCUGCUGUGGACUCUCAAAGCAAGGUGAUCAAAUAUUCAUGAUCUACUCAUCCUGGUUGUCACUUUUUAGUAUCUAUUUUUGGGCUACUUGAUUAUGGCACAUUUUUUUACUUAUUUAUUUUUGAUGAUAAUACUGUUGCGUUUAAAUGUGAGGCUGUUAUUGAUAUUGGAGUAUUUUUUUACGCUGUCAUUAAAUAGUGAGGUAUCUGAUCCCCCCAACUUAUAUCUAUAUGUUACAAACCUAUGUCAUUUACUGCUAGCCCAUCAUAUGUUGCUCAUAUUGUCGCCACAGCCUCUCUCCUCAUGCUCACUAUGUCCCUCUACUUUGCUAACACACAUCUGCACCUCCUGCUCCUCUCACUCUUUAUGCCUGGAAGAUUGGAAAUUUCAGAACUUAAAAAAAAUGUUCUGUUUUGAUCGGACACAAUAUAAACUAUAAUAAUAUCAAUUAUUUGAACUUCUUUUCUCCUCUCUAUCUGACAUCAUGAACAAUUACAACCGUAACAUAUUGAUUUCUGUGUUUUCUGUCUUUAUUACAGGGAGAACAGCCUGAGUAUGAGAUCAAUCUGAAAAUGUACUGGUAUUUUGUUGUUUUCAUCAUAUUUGGAGCCUUCUUCACACUCAACCUCUUCAUUGGUGUCAUCAUAGACAAUUUCAAUCAACAAAAGAGAAAGAUAAGUACCAAAUCUGUUGUUUAAUCAAAGUUUUUAUAUUUUCCUUUCAGAGUUUUGAAGUUGGGCUAAUGUAUAAAUGCUUUUUAUAAGGGCCCUGUGAAAUUUUUACACCCAGUAACCUCACCACACUUUGAACAAUCAGUUGAGCUUGAAUCAGUGUUAGGCACAUUGGGCAUUAGUCUUUAUUCAAUCUGAGAUUAUUUGGGUGUACAUGACUCAGUGUAUGUGUUUUCUGAGUAUUCAGGAGCAUAACAGAUGUACAGAAGUUAAAUUAACCGGCUCAUGCCCGGUCUGUUUGAGUAGAAAGUCUAAAAUCAGCUGCAACAUCCCUGCCUGCAGGCCAACCUGGCUGUCAAGAGGGAUGAGAGAAGACUUUUUGAAUUUUUUUUGAUAACAUUAUGCCUAUAAGACAUAUUUGAAUGAUGAAGAGGCAGAGUCUAACCUCACUAGCAAAUUCAGUCCAACACGCAGUCUGUGCCAAACACUUUAGACAAUGCAUUUAAGAUCAUUUAGAUCAGGGGUCGGCAACCCGCGGCUCUGGAGCCGCAUGCCGCUCUUUCCUCCCUAAGCUGUGGCUCCCAGUGGAUUUGGAAAAUAAAUAAUAAAUACUUAAUUGCAUUUUAUUUUAUUUUAUUAUUAUUAUUUUUUUUUUGUAAUUCUAAAUUCAAAGAUUAUAAUGCUCUUGUAACAUUAAAUAAACUAUUAAGGCUGCAACAACGAAUCGAUUAAGCAGAUUCGUCGUGACGAAAAAAUCCGUUGCCAACAAAUUCUGUAAUCGAUUCGUCGGGUCUUUAUAUAUGUCCAUGGACACCGGCGUGUAAACAUCAGCAGGACGCACAGAAAAGAAACAGCCAUGGCCGAGGCAGCGGCUGAGAAAAACAUGGACACAACCCAACCCAAAUCCCGACCUAAAACACCAGUGGUGUGGGAAAACUUCACCAAGACUGAAAAGGAAGGCGUUCAGUGCAACAUUUGCAAAGACCGUUUUGCAUGGCUCGGGAGUGCAUCGAUGAUGCGUGAGCACAGGGCUCUCAAGUCUCACGCAUUCAGCGUAUGACACACGCAUUCCCACUCGUUCACACACCACACAUUGUAUUUCUCACGCAUUUAAAUGAACACGGUGAUGUCCACCAAGUUGCACUUCUUCAACUAUGGAACUGGGGGAAAUCAACUGAGUUCCUCCGAGAGUUCAGAAGCUGCGUGCCACGCACAAGCCAAUCAAAUAAAGUAUAUCUACUGAACAGCCAAUCAAAAAGCAGCAUUGCUGUAUCCGGGUAGAUUUUGAUAUCUUGCGGUUUAACUACAGAAGAAGACAGACACUCGCCGAAAUAGUUCAUUUAUUUCAUAAAUGCAACUCGCUACAGUUUUUUAUAUACUUUGUAUAAAGGAAAAAAAAAAAAGAUAUAUGCAAUGUUAUCUUCAUUUUAGAUGUCAAAGAGGUUUUGUGGCUCCCUGUGUUUUCUUUUCUGUGGGAAACUGGUCCAAGUGGCUCUUUGAGUGUUUAAGGUUGCCGACCCCUGAUUUAGAUAAAGCCCUUUGUAAUUUUGAGGUUUAGUCUCAUCACUUUCCUGUGAUUUAACUUGUCUUGCCUUCCCUCUUUACUUAGGAGGUCAAGAUAUCUUCAUGACUGAAGAGCAGAAGAAAUACUACAACGCCAUGAAAAAACUGGGGUCCAAAAAACCACAAAAACCUAUUCCUAGACCAUCAGUGAGUGAUUUUAAACACAGUGUUGUUUCUUUGUCUGCAUUACAGAUGUGGUCUUUUUAUUACAGCACCUAAUGUUAAUUUUUGUGUCUAUUUCAGAACAAAAUUCAAGGAUUCAUCUUUGACAUAACUACAAAACAGGCAUUUGAUAUAGUCAUUAUGGUCCUAAUAGUGUUAAAUAUGGUGGCCAUGAUGGUGGAAACUGCUGAUCAGUCAGACCAAAAGAAAGCUGUUCUCAGGGUGAUUAACAUAAUAUUCAUCGUCAUCUUCACCGGAGAAUGUUUGCUGAAGAUGAUCUCACUUCGCCAUUACUUUUUCACAAAUGGUUGGAAUAUAUUUGACUUCAUUGUGGUCAUCCUGUCAAUCCUUGGUAUGACUUGCUUUGUUUCACUGUUACACUCAAAUAUACAGUUUAUCAACCAUUCAGUCAGUAUAUGUGUGUGAGGUGUAGUUUUUAACAUGUUUGCUUUCUGUCCUUAGGCACAUUUCUCUCAGACAUAAUAGAGGAUUACUUCGUCUCACCUACCUUGUUCAGAGUCAUCCGACUGGCUCGGAUCGGCCGUAUCCUCCGCCUUAUUAAAAGUGCCAAAGGCAUCCGCACACUACUGUUUGCCUUGAUGAUGUCACUUCCUGCCUUGUUCAACAUUGGCCUCUUGCUCUUCCUUGUGAUGUUUAUCUAUGCCAUUUUCGGCAUGUCAAACUUUGCUUAUGUCAAGAGGGAAAAAGGCAUUGACGAUCUAUUCAACUUUGAGACUUUUGGCAACAGCAUGAUCUGUUUGUUCCAGAUCACCACCUCAGCAGGGUGGGACGGUCUUCUGGAUCCAAUUCUUAACAAAAAUGAUGAUUGUAACAAUUCCACGGAACACCCUGGCAGUUCUGUCGUAGGAGACUGUGGAAACCCACCUGUGGGAAUUGCCUUUUUUGUGAGCUACAUUAUCAUCUGUUUCCUCAUUGUGGUGAACAUGUACAUUGCAGUCAUCCUGGAAAACUUUGGUGUGGCAACUGAGGAGAGUGCGGACCCCCUAAGUGAGGAUGAUUUUGAAAUGUUUUAUGAGGUCUGGGAAAGGUUUGAUCCUCAUGCCACGCAGUUCAUAGAAUACAAGAAGUUGGCAGAGUUCGCAGAUGCUCUGGAGCCACCGCUGCGCAUAGCCAUGCCUAAUCAUCUGGAACUGAUCUCGAUGGAUCUACCCAUGGUGAGCGGUGAACGCAUCCACUGCCUAGACAUUCUGUUUGCAUUCACAAAGCGAGUUCUGGGCGAGGGUGGGGAGAUGGACAUCCUACGAGCACAGAUGGAGGAGCGCUUCAUGGCCUCUAACCCUUCCAAAGUGUCGUACGAACCCAUCACCACCACCCUCCGACGCAAGCAGGAGGACAUGUCAGCUACUGUCAUCCAGAGAGCAUACAGACAGUAUGCAGCCAGCAAAACUACUGCCAUUAUGCCCCCUGACACAUCCAGUAAUAACCUUAAAAAGGAUGAAACAAUCAUUGACAAUGAAGAUCGUGUCUGUGACAACCUCAAAAAAAAUUCUAGCAUUGAUAGAGGUGAACUGACGCCUCCGACUGCCCCUCAGCAUGCAUGUAACAAUGUGACAACGAAUGGAAACAACAAAUAUGAGAAAGACAAAAGUGAAAAAGAGGAUAUGGACAAAGAUGUCAGGGAGCAAGAUAUGUAA